UUUUCAAACGAAUCGGUACAGCGCGCAAGAACCCGAAAGAAAUCGAGUCACGGCAAAACAGAAAAAAGAAUCUGACUGCGUUAUGCCAAGAGAAAACCGAGCAGCCGAGAGUAAACAGAUCUAGCGAGCUGCCGGGUCGCCCCCAGUGUCCACCUGCUCGCUAACUAUUAAUUGACCCCGAGGGUAAAUGUUUAUAGGCGAAUAGUUAGCUGCCUUUAACUACGUCAAUGGCCGAGCCUAACACGCAGAAUGGCGAUGCUGACGCCGCUAGCCAGGCGGAAGCGAAACAAAUUAAGCAAACGAAACAGCCCCAAAUGGAAACUGUCAACUAUCAUCAGCUCUUUCGCUAUGCUCGCGGCAUAGACUAUCUGUUGCUCCUCUGCGCUCUGAUAGCAGCUCUCCUGCAUGCUCUCGUCUUUCCCAUUGCCAUCAUAGUCUAUAGCGAGCUGGUGGCCAUGUUCAUUGAUCGUAGCCUGGGCGUGGGAACCAGCUCGGGCACCAAGGCUCUGCCUGUGUUUGGUGGCGGCAAGCAGCUCACCAAUGCCAGCUAUGAAGAAAACAUGCAGGAGCUGCGCAAAGAUAGCGUCGCAUUUGGCAUAAUCAUGACCCUUGACUCGCUUCUAAUGCUUUUUUCCGGCAUGACCUUUGUGAACAUAUUCAAUCAUCUGGCACUCAAGCUGACGGUAAACAUGCGCCGGGAGUUCUUCAAGGCGACGGUCAGGCAGGAGAUCGGCUGGCACGACAUGGCCAAGGAUCAAAACUUUGCUGUGCGCAUAACCGAUAAUAUGGAAAAGAUACGCACAGGCAUGGCUGAGAAUCUGGGCCACUUUGUAACCAUCAUAUGCGACGUGGCCAUAAGUGUCAUCAUAUCCUUUGUCUACGGCUGGAAAUUGGCCUUGGCCAUGUUCUUCUACAUACCCCUGACCAUGGUGGUAAAUGCAGUUGUUGCUCACUAUCAGAGCAAGCUAACAGCCCGCGAGCAGAGCUCUUAUGUGCGCGCCAGCUCUGUUGUGGAGGAAGUAAUUGGAGCUAUACGCACUGUGGUAGCAUUUGGGGGCGAGCAGUCCGAGUCGACACGCUAUGAUACGCUACUCAAGCCUGCUGUUAAGGCUGGCAAAUGGAAGGGCGCCUUCUCCGGUCUCAGCGAUACGGUCAUGAAGGCCAUGAUGUUCAUAGUGGGCGCUGGCGCCUUUUGGUAUGGCGCCAAUCUGAUUCUGCACGAUCGUGCCAGCGACAUACGUAUCGAGGAUCGCAAGUAUACGCCUGCGAUCGUCAUGAUUGUGAUUUCGGGCAUAAUCGUGGGCGCCAAUCAACUGUCUCGAACGUCGCCCUUUCUGGAGACCUUUGCCAUGGCUCGCGGAUCGGCGAGCGCCAUUUAUGAUGUUAUCGAUCGUGUGUCUGUUAUCGAUCCGCUCUCCAAGGCGGGCAAAAUACUCAACUAUGGCCUGAAGGGCAACAUCGAGUUUCGUGAUGUGUUCUUCCAGUAUCCCGCACGAAAGGAUAUUAUUGUGCUGAGGGGACUCAAUGUGACCGUCAAGGAAGGCCAAACUGUGGCUUUGGUUGGCUCCUCGGGCUGCGGCAAAUCAACCUGUGUGCAGCUGUUGCAACGCUUCUACGACCCAGUAUUUGGACAAGUGCUCUUGGAUGGCGAGGAUGUGCGGAAAUACAAUCUAAACUGGCUGCGCUCUAAUAUAGCUGUGGUUGGUCAAGAGCCUGUGCUGUUCCAGGGCACCAUUGCUGAAAACAUACGCCAUGGCAAGCCGCUGGCUACCCAAAAGGAAGUCGAAGAUGCUGCCAAAGCCGCCAAUGCUCACGAGUUCAUCAUUGCGCUGGAUAAUGGCUAUGACACACACAUUAGCGAGAAGGGUGUUCAGCUCUCCGGCGGACAGCGUCAACGCAUUGCCAUAGCCAGAGCUCUUAUACAGAGUCCCAAGAUACUACUUCUGGAUGAGGCCACCUCCGCUUUGGAUUAUCACUCCGAGAAACUGGUGCAGGCCGCCUUGGACAAGGCCUGCAAAGGACGCACCACGCUAGUUGUGUCGCAUCGCUUAUCCGCGAUCAGGCACGCUGAUCAAAUAGUUUACAUCGAGAACGGCAAGGCUGUUGAGCAGGGCACUCAUGAGGAUCUGAUGAAGCUGCAGGGCUUUUACCACAAAAUGGUCGCAGCUCAUGAAUAUGACGAUAAGGCUGAUGAGCUACUCAAUGAUUGCGAGGAGCUGCCUAAGGAGCGCAAACAAUCCAAGGAUGUGGAACAGUUGCAUAGAAACUCUCUGAAAUCCCUAGAUAAGAACUCGGAGUUCCAAAUGAAGGGUUUGAAUCCACUUAAGAAGCAAACAGUUGAAGAGCUAGAGAAGGCUACAAAUGCCAAAAAAAUCAGCUACCCGCGCACAUUCUUCCGAGUCCUGGCCACAGCGCGCCCAGAGUGGGGCUUCCUCAUCAUUGGCACAAUAUGCGCAGGACUCUAUGGUUGUGCCAUGCCAGCCUUCUCCAUUGUGCUGGCCGAGCUGUAUGCCUCACUGGCCGAGCCCACAGACGAAGCGGUGCUGGAGCACAGCUCGUCCAUGUCCAUCAUCACCGUUGUGAUUGGCAUCUGUGUGGGCAUCUUCUGCUUCGUGCAAACCUUUUUCUAUAAUCUAGCCGGCGUGUGGCUAACCUCGCGCAUGCGCUCCAAGACGUUUAGCUCCAUUAUGAAACAGGAAAUGGGCUGGUUUGAUGAGAAGGAGAACAGUGUCGGCGCACUGUCCGCUCGCCUGUCGGGCGAUGCAGCCAGUGUCCAAGGCGCAAUCGGGUUUCCCCUCAGCAACAUAAUUCAAGCUCUCACCAACUUUGUCUGCAGCUUUUCCAUUGCCUUCUCCUAUUCGUGGGAGCUGGCGCUUGUCUGCCUAAGUACAGCUCCAUUCAUGGUGGGCUCCAUCAUCUUUGAGGCCCGGUUCAGUGAAAAGUCCGCGCUGAAGGAGAAGAAUGUGCUAGAGGAGACGAGUCGCAUAGCCACAGAAACCAUUGCACAGAUACGAACUGUGGCCGCGCUGCGCAGAGAGGAGGAACUGAUCAAGGUCUAUGAUGCGGAAGUGGAACGAUAUCGCCUACAAAUAAAAAGCCGCUUGAAGUGGCGGGGCCUGGUCAAUGCCAUGGGCAUGACUCUCAUGUUCUUUGGCUACGCUGUCACCUUGACCUAUGGCGGCUUUAUGUGUGCCGAAGGCAGAAUCAAAUUUGAGGUUAUUAUGAAAAUUGCCAACACGAUGCUCUACGGUCUGUUCAUCUUGGCUCAGUCCUUGGCCUUCACGCCAGCCUUCAAUGCGGCGCUGCUUUCGGCCACGCGCAUGUUCGAGAUUAUAGAUCGUCCGCCUCUCAUACAGUCUCCAAGUGUGAUCGAUCAGAAUGGCAAUGGCAAGAUCUGCAAGACGAACGUUGUUGAGCAGGGCGUUAGCUAUCGUGGCAUCAACUUUGCCUAUCCAUCACGACCUGACAACUCGGUGCUGCAGGACUUCAAUCUGGACGUGCUGCAGGGCCAAACAGUUGCGCUGGUUGGUGCCUCCGGCUCCGGCAAAUCCACCUGCGUUCAGCUGCUGAUGCGCUACUAUGACCCGGAUGAGGGCAAGAUUCUCAUUGAUCAGGAGUGCAUACAUCAGGACAUGAAGCUAAAGACCUUGCGUCGUCGCCUGGGCAUAGUCUCGCAGGAGCCGUCGCUCUUUGAGAAAACAAUCGCUGAGAAUAUCAGCUAUGGCGACACCUCGCGCAGCGUACCCAUGCAGCAGAUUAUUGACGCAGCCAAGAUGGCGAAUGCCCAUGAUUUCAUAAUGACACUGCCCGCCCAAUACGAGACCAUGUUGGGCUCUAAAGGCACCCAGCUGUCGGGUGGACAAAAGCAGCGCAUUGCCAUUGCCCGCGCCAUGGUGAGAAAUCCCAAGAUUCUGCUGCUGGACGAAGCGACGUCGGCUUUGGAUAUGCAAAGUGAAAGGGUGGUGCAACAGGCUCUGGACUCCGCCUGCUCGGGUCGCACCUGCAUUGUGAUUGCCCAUCGCCUGUCCACGGUGCAGAAUGCCAAUAUCAUCUGCGUCAUACAGGCCGGACGCAUCAUAGAGCAGGGUACACACGCACAGCUGCUGGCCAAGAAUGGCAUCUACGCCAAGCUGUAUCGCAGUCAAUCCAAGUCCAAAUAAUGCACACAACUAUGCAACAAUAAAGCUGAAAGCAACUCUUUAGUUUAGCCAAGACACCAACCACACAGCCCACAAAAGUAUGCUACGAAUAUUUCAAGCAACUAUAAAUAGAAAUAGCCCCAAAUCUGUAUACGUAAAGCGGCCAAACUUGAUUUGUGGGUGGUAGAGCGAGGGGAUUUUGGAAGUAUUUUGAUAUGUUUUUAAUGGGGCUAUAAAGAAACAUUCACU
Messenger RNA from Drosophila hydei, 4388 nucleotides. Its product is annotated as multidrug resistance protein homolog 65. Gene Ontology annotation, biological process: transmembrane transport. The transcript is spliced from 11 exons. The coding region runs from base 228 to 4160 and encodes 1310 amino acids. NCBI's taxonomy places the organism in Eukaryota, Metazoa, Arthropoda, Insecta, Diptera, Drosophilidae. Gene Ontology annotation, cellular component: membrane. The record is from RefSeq and is a predicted model, not a curated record. Gene Ontology annotation, molecular function: ATP binding; ABC-type transporter activity; ATP hydrolysis activity.